Penicillium soppii is the source of this 183-nucleotide messenger RNA. RefSeq lists its product as uncharacterized. The transcript has 2 exons. Lineage: Eukaryota; Fungi; Ascomycota; Eurotiomycetes; Eurotiales; Aspergillaceae. Bases 1 to 183 code for a protein of 60 amino acids. The record is from RefSeq and is a predicted model, not a curated record.
AUGAAACCCCAUCUGAUAGACCUGUUGGAUCUCGGUGGUCGUCGCUUCAACUCGACUUCUGCACAAGCCCUGAUGAUCGACUUCGGAAGUCAUGCACCGGACCACAUGGAACAGGCCGGAUGGUUGACCCGGGACCCAGUGGCAAACCUGGGAAUGGGCCAAUCUUUCCUACUCGAGCGAUGA